Messenger RNA from Harpia harpyja (harpy eagle), 1885 nucleotides. RefSeq names its product la-related protein 6-like. Lineage: Eukaryota; Metazoa; Chordata; Aves; Accipitriformes; Accipitridae. Bases 17 to 1399 code for a protein of 460 amino acids. Gene Ontology annotation, biological process: RNA processing. Gene Ontology annotation, molecular function: mRNA binding. The record is from RefSeq and is a predicted model, not a curated record. Gene Ontology annotation, cellular component: nucleus. The transcript is spliced from 3 exons.
UCCCAGAUGAAGGACCAUGUCAUCACGUAGCUCUGGGGUGGCCUUGGGGCUCGGUUCCCAGCCCGGCUGCAGCACACCUCUGCCUGCGCAAAGAAAUUCCUUCCCAGCGCUGCAACUCCUUUCGCCACAGAGCCGCUCGUUUGCCCUGCUCAGCCAGGAGGACUUCAAGAGCUUCAGUGGGAGCUUCUGCGCUGCGAGCGAUGUUUUGGGGGCUGAUCUCUUGGACUGCGACUACUCUGUCCCUGACCCGCAGCUGGUCAGGAGGAUUGUGUCCCAGGUGGAAUACUACCUCUCUGAUGAGAAUCUGGCCAAGGAUGCUUUCCUCCUGAAACACGUCCAGAAGAACAAGAUGGGUUUUGUCAGCAUCAAACUGCUGACGUCCUUCAAGAAGGUGAAAUACCUGACGCGUGACUGGCGGCUGACGCUCUACGCCCUGCAGUUCUCGGAGUUGCUGGAGGUGAACGAGGAGGGCACCAAAGUGAGGCGGCGGGUCCCCAUCCCCGAGUCCCUGCUGAGCAUCCCCCCCAGCAAACUGCUGCUGGCCUGGGAGCUGCUGCCCCCGGAGCAGGACGUGCUGCUGCCGCUCCAGAAGAAUUUCCUGGAGACCAUCACGAGGAUGUUCAGCCCCUUCGGCGCCAUCGCCUCCAUCCGCAUCCUGCGGCCGGGCCGCAAGCUGCCCUCGGAUGUGCGGAAAUACACGUCGCGCUUCCCGGAGCUGCUGAGCAAGUGCUGCGCGCUGGUGGAGUACGAGAGCCUGGAGAGCGCCCGCAGCGCCUUUGAGGACCUCGGCCGCCAGAGCCGCCUGGGCGGCGAGAACAUCAGGGUGGUCCGGCUCUGCGGGAAGGGCUCUAAGAAGAAAGCCGGGGUCGAGAGGAAGGUGGCAGAGAAGCUGGUGGACCAGCCGGGUUGGAAAGCACAGGCGGUGGCCGCGACCUUCCCCUACGGCCUCGGGGACUCCCUGCUCUGCAGCUCCCCGGAGUCGAAAGGUGCCCAGGCGUUGCCACCCCUCCUCCUGCGCAGGGACCCCUCGGCACCCUCCUGGCCCGGCAGCGACUUCAAGCCCGGCGAUUUCGGCAACGCCUUCACCGGAUCGCUCCUCACCAGGAAAGUCUUCCCUCCGCUUGGGACAGGCUUGGGCACGGCCAACCGCUACGGCCUCUGCUCCAGCCCCGAGAGCACCCGUGGCUGCGGCUGGGGGAGCGGGGUGGGUGCCUGGGCACCCUGGCCCAGCAGCCCCUCUCCAGAUGCCAAUCGUCUUGCCGGCAAUCCCCCGGCAGCGAAACGGGUGCCUGAGCCCCUCGGCCUGCGGGAUGAGCUGCUUCGCCUGCCCCACGGCCCCGAUGGCACCAAGGGCUUUUGCGGCAGCUUUGGGAGAGGAGAGCUCGUCCUCCGGCGCUGAGGCUCCUUUACGUUUGGGUUUGGGGCUUUUCCUUUUCUUUUCUUUCCUUUUUUCCUCCUCCUCUUGAGCAGAAGGACUCUCGGUGGCCCCCGAGAGCUGCGGGCGGUGGCGGUGCAGCGGCUCCAGGGGACAGUUUUGGGGCAAGGACAGUGCUUGGGGCGAGUCAGCGUGCGGGGCGAGACGCUGAGCAGCAGCGGCACCGGGAGCUGCGCCGUGCUGACGCCGACGGGACUGCCCCUGCCCGGGGUCCGGAGCGGCUCCCGCUGCCCCAGCGGCACCCCUGGGACUGCCUGAAGGAAGGGGCUCGGCCCCCCCCAACCCCUCGGUGCUGGGGGACCAACCCGACGGGGACCUCACCCUGCACCUUCUGCAAGGCAGACCCGGAAAGGUGAGGCUGCUUCUCGAAGGUGCCGUGGGCUGCCUUGCUCCCAGGUUGUGGAGCUGGGAUGGGAAAUGGGCAAUAAAGAGAGAUGAGCUUUCCAGGCA